Messenger RNA from Chrysochloris asiatica (Cape golden mole), 2058 nucleotides. It is a transcript of the gene DDX31, whose product is annotated as DEAD (Asp-Glu-Ala-Asp) box polypeptide 31. Gene Ontology annotation, biological process: ribosome biogenesis. Lineage: Eukaryota; Metazoa; Chordata; Mammalia; Afrosoricida; Chrysochloridae. The transcript is spliced from 19 exons. Gene Ontology annotation, molecular function: nucleic acid binding; ATP binding. The coding region runs from base 1 to 2058 and encodes 685 amino acids. The record is from RefSeq and is a predicted model, not a curated record. Gene Ontology annotation, cellular component: nucleus.
AUGCAGCAAGAAAAGGCCACUAAAAGGAAAUGCCUCCUACCCAGUGAGGCUCCUCCAGUGAAACAGAGACAUGAGACACCAUUUUCCCUAGCUAAGAAAACUGGUGUUACAGAGACUCUCAGGACUUCUAAGGGGAAGGCACCAAAAAUAUUUUCUCCAAAGAAGCACUCAACUGAGACCAGUAAUGUAUACCAGAAGGAGAAACCAGCCAUAAAGACUUCAUCAUUGUUUAAAAACAACCCUGAAAUUCCAGAACUCCACAGACCUGCAGUAAAGCAGGUGCAAGAGAAAGUGUUUACUUCAGAUGCUUUUCAUGAACUGGACCUCCAUCCACAUUUAAUUUCUACGAUAAAUACAGUCUUAAAAAUAUCUAGUAUGACCAGUGUUCAGAAGCAAAGUAUUCCUGCACUGCUGGAAGGCAGAGAUGCUCUUGUGAGAUCCCAGACGGGUUCAGGUAAAACUCUUGCCUACUGCGUCCCUGUUGUCCAAUCCCUUCAAGCAAUGAAAUCAAAAAUACAGCGCAGUGAUGGCCCCUAUGCUCUGGUACUAGUGCCAACGAGAGAGUUGGCUUUACAAAGCUUUGACACUGUCCAGAAACUGCUUAAGCCAUUUACCUGGAUUGUGCCUGGAGUGUUAAUGGGCGGGGAGAAGAGAAAAUCAGAAAAGGCCAGACUCCGUAAAGGAAUAAAUAUCCUUAUCUCAACUCCUGGACGUCUCGUGGAUCAUAUACAAUCCACAAAGAACAUACAUUUUAGUCGGUUACAGUGGCUGAUUUUGGAUGAAGCAGACAGACUCUUGGAUUUGGGUUUUGAAAAGGACCUCACAGUGAUACUUAAUGCUGUAAAUGCAGAAUGCCAGAAUCGACAGAAUGUCUUGCUAUCGGCAACACUCACAGAAGGUGUGACAUGGCUAGCUGGUAUCAGUUUGCACAAUCCAGUCAGUAUUUCAGUUCUGGAUGAAAACGAUGACCGGUCUAAUGCAAAGGACAAAGCAGCCCAUGAAGUGUCUCGUCCACAGAGUAGUAACAAGCUAGACAGCUUUGCAAUACCAGAGAGGCUCGAUCAGCACGUGACUUUAGUUCCCAGCAAACUGAGGCUUGUCUGCCUAGCAGCCUUCAUCCUUCAGAAAUGCAAGUUUGAAAAGGACCAGAAGAUGAUUGUUUUUUUUUCAAGUUGUGAGCUGGUGGAGUUCCACUACAACCUCUUCCUCCAGACCCUGCUGAGCAGCUCAGGGGCCCCAGCAUCAGGGCAGUUACCAUCUGCCUCCAUGCGAUUAAAAUUCCUGCGGCUGCAUGGCAACAUGGAACAGGAGGAGAGAACAACUGUGUUUCAAGAAUUUUCACAUUCCAAAACAGGCGUCCUUCUUUGCACGGAUGUUGCAGCUCGCGGCUUAGAUCUUCCUCAAGUCACGUGGAUUGUUCAGUACAACGCUCCAUCUUCACCUGCAGAAUACAUCCACCGGAUUGGAAGAACUGCCCGGAUUGGCUGCCAUGGGAGCAGCCUGCUCAUUUUGGCUCCUUCGGAGGCAGAAUAUGUCAACUCGUUGGCUUCUCACAAAAUCAAUAUUUCCGAGAUUAAGAUGGAAGAUAUUUUGUCUGUUUUGACAAGAGAUGAUUAUUUUAAAAGACGGCGAUGGGGAAACCAGAAAUCCUGUGCUGUUGGCCCCCAGGAAAUCCGUGAGCGAGCCACAGUCUUACAGACAGUAUUUGAAGAUUAUGUGCACUCCAGUGAAAGGAGGGUCUCCUGGGCAAAAAAAGCUCUGCAGUCCUUCAUCCGAGCCUAUGCAACAUACCCCAGGGAGCUGAAGCACAUCUUCCAUGUCCGAUCCCUUCAUCUUGGGCAUGUGGCUAAGAGCUUUGGGCUAAGAGAUGCCCCCACUAAUCUUAAUGUCUCAGCUUUAAAGAAGAAGAAAGGAAAGCUGAAAAGGCCUGACCUUCGUAGGAAGACCCAGAGGAAACACCGCCUUGCUGAAAUCUUGCGUUCGGAAUACUCAAGUGGGGUAGAGGCUGGCGUCGCCAAGGUCAAAAAGCAAAACAAACAUGGAGAGCCCGGCAGCUAG